AUGGCAGUCGCAGCAGUCUUGCCCUCCGUCGAGGCAAACGCUCAAGAAACCAUCCGUGAGCUCUUCGAGUUCAUCGACAAGCAAGGCCAAGGCGAUUAUCUCGGUGAAAGAGUCUCCCAGCUUCAGCACUCGUUGCAAGCAGCCACAUUAGCUCAGCAGGCUGGUGCCGAUGAGGAAACCGUCCUCGGUGCCCUCCUCCACGACGUCGGCCGCUUCAUCCCAGCAGCCGACAAGAUGGCCUCCAUGUUCGCUGAAGAUGGAACCUACGUCGGCAAAGCGAGCCACGAGAUUCUUGGUGAAAGGUAUCUUCGUCAGCUGGGCUUCAGCGAGAAGAUCUGCCAGCUCGUGGGUGCUCACGUCAUGGCAAAGAGGUACCUCACUGCCGUUGAUAAGGGCUAUUAUGAUGGUUUGAGCGCAAACAGUAAGACGACGUUGAAGUAUCAGGGAGGCAUUUUCACGGACGAACAAGUCAAAGCAGCCCAGCAAGACCCUUGGCUGGAGAACAAGCUCGCCGUCCGACGAUGGGACGAUCUGGCGAAGAAUCCAAAGUUGAAAACGCCCGAGUUGCAAAGCUUCGCGGCGAGCGCCACGAAGUCUCUAAUUCAGUCUCGGUCCCAGAUCGAGCUUCAUGGACGACGGUACAAGGUUCCAACACGGCCGUCUGUAGUCGUCUGCGUGGAUGGCUUCGACCCAGAGUACCUACAGCAAGGAAUCUCGGACGGCAUCCUGCCCAACUUCGCAAAGUUCACAUCCAAUGGGUUCCAUGUAACAGCGAAGAGCUGCAUGCCCUCCUUCACCAACCCAAACAACGUUUCAAUCAUCACAGGCAGACCCCCAAGCUACCACGGCAUCGCAGGCAAUUUCUUCCUCGACCAGAAGACAGGCGAAGAGAAGAUGGUCCUGGACGAUAGUCUACUCAUAGGAUCUACGAUCCUUGAGAAGAUGUCGAAAUUCGGCGUUCGUAUCGCGGCGGUCACGGCAAAAGACAAACUACGCAAGAUCUUGCAACACGGCCUCAGUAAGAACGCGAUCUGCUUCUCAGCCGAGAAAGCAACCAGUUGCAACCAAGCGGAAAAUGGCAUCGCGGACGUGGAACAUUGGCUGGGAGCCAAACAGCCAUCUCAGUAUUCUGGAGAGCUAUCGAUGUACGUACUGGACGCCGGCAUCAGACUUCUGGAAGAAGACCGCGCGGACCUUUUCUACCUCACGCUGUCGGAUUACAUCCAGCACAAAUACGCCCCUGGCUCGAAAGAGUCGAACGAUUUCCUCUCUGCAUUGGACGCCAAGCUUGGCCGUUUGGUGGAGCUGGGUGCUCUUGUGGCGGUCACUGGCGAUCAUGGCAUGAGUGACAAGGGUAAUUCAGACGGCAGCCCGAAUGUUUUGUAUCUGGAAGAUGCGAUUGCCGAGAAAUGGGGCUCAGGACGAGCAAGGGUCAUCUGCCCGAUUACUGACCCCUUCGUUCGACACCACGGUGCUCUCGGGUCAUUCGUGAGGGUUCAUCUCUCGAAGAAGGACAAUUUGGAUGAUGUUCUGCAAUACUGCAAGUCUCUCCCUGGUGUCGAAGUUGCUCUCGAAGGCCGGGAGGCGGCAGAGAAGUACGAAAUGUAUCCGGACAGAGAAGGCGACAUCGUUGUGAUACCAUCUAAGAAUGUCGUUAUCGGAAGCCGCAAGGACGAACACGAUCUCUCGAAUCUCGGUGGGCGCCGUCUGAGGUCUCAUGGCGGGCUGUCAGAGCAAGACGUUCCACUCAUCCUUUCAGAGCCAGCAAAGAAAGCGGACCUCUCCAAGCAUUGGCGAAACUUUGAUGCAUUCGAUUUGGUGCUCAAUUAUUGA
This is a messenger RNA of Zasmidium cellare ATCC 36951, 1833 nucleotides long. RefSeq lists its product as uncharacterized. The record is from RefSeq and is a predicted model, not a curated record. Bases 1 to 1833 code for a protein of 610 amino acids. Gene Ontology annotation, molecular function: phosphonoacetate hydrolase activity. The transcript has 3 exons. NCBI's taxonomy places the organism in Eukaryota, Fungi, Ascomycota, Dothideomycetes, Mycosphaerellales, Mycosphaerellaceae.